UGGCGUGUGUGAGGGGGUUAUUCCUGAGGGAGCACACCUUGUAGGGAGGGGUUCGUUUCUGAGGGGAGACCCGGAAUGGGAAUACGGCUGCGAGGCUGUUCUUCAAAGGGGGGGUUGAUCUAAGCUUUGGUAAUCACUGUGGAAUUCCUGGUAUGAGAAGGCAGAGCUCAGGGCAGAGAGAAGAUCCUUGCUGAACAGCUGUAAUGAUGAAGGCACUGAUUUUAAUUGUCCUAAUCACCUCUUUGCUGGCUUCAGGGAAGAAAUUUCGAUGGUGCACCCUGUCUGACCUGGAACAAAGAAAGUGUGCUGAGCUCUCCAAAGUGCUUACAGCUGUGCUGCCCCUCACUCCUGCCAGUUCCUUUACCAGGAUUUCUUGCAUCAGAGCCCACAAUACAUAUGACUGCAUUGAUAAAAUCAGGGCAAAUAAAGCAGAUGCUGCCUCCUUGGAUGCUGGAGAUGUUUACUCUGCUGUAAAGCUGUACGGUUUGGCAGUGGUGGCAAAAGAGAUCUAUGAUCAAGGAAAUUGUGUGUUUGCUGUGGCCGUGGCCAAACGAGGAGCUCUGGAUGUCCGGAGGCUGCGAGGUGUGCGCAGCUGCCACAAUGGAGCCAAGUGGACGUCGGGCUGGAAUAUUCCCCUUGGCUUUCUCCUGGCAAGAAAUUCUCUUUCCUGGGAUGAGUCCCAGCCUCUGAGCCAAGCAGUUAGUGAGUAUUUCAAUGCAAGCUGCAUCCCUGGGGUUGGUGUUGCUGCUCCCCAGUUGUGUGCUCUCUGCCAAGGACAAAAAUCCUAUGUCAGAGACAGGAACCACUUCUGUGAGACAAGCAGUAAUGAACCCUUCUAUGACUCUGAGGGAGCCUUCAGGUGCUUGAAGGAUGGAGUGGCAGAUGUUGCCUUUUUAGAUCAUCUAAGAAUUAUGAGUGCCACAGAGUCAGAAAAAGAGGAAUAUGAACUCCUGUGUGCUGAUGGAUCCACAGCUGAGCUGACUGAAUACAGCACCUGUAACCUGGGCAAGGGGCCUGGCCGUGGCAUCAUCACCCGCAGCAACUUCCAGAAAAUCACCAACAAAUUUCUGAGCAUGAUCCAACGCCUCUUUGGGCAGAAAGGAAAGGAAAGAGCCAGAUUUGAGCUCUUCAGUUCAGCACCCUUUGGGGGAAAGAACCUGCUCUUCCGAGAUGCCACUCAGCACCUGCAGCUUCUCGAGGAGCAGCUGGAGAUUGCCUAUGUCCUUGGUCUGGAUUAUGUGGCUCUCCUUAAGGGACUUGGCCAUGAAGGGAGCUCCUUGGAGAACAGCGUCGUGCGCUGGUGCUGCAUCAGCGAUGCUGAGCUUCACAAAUGUGAGGAGUGGGCACUGAACAUCCAAUCCGACCCCUUGGUCUGUGUCCAGGCAACUUCCAUGACCAAAUGCAUUGAAAUGAUCAAGAGUAGUGAGGCUGAUGCUGUCACCCUGGAUGCAACACAUGUGUACAUUGCAGGGAGAUGUGGACUGGUGCCUGUAGCUGCAGAAUGCUAUGGGGGAGAUUGUGGCCCAGCAGCUGAGACCAUGGAGAAAACAGGGAAAUUAAUUCCUCUGAAGCACAAAGCACUACCGCCAGUUUAUGCUGUUGCCCUAGCUAAGAAAAGUGCCAAACAGAUUCACAUCCAUAACCUCAGGGGAAGGAGAUCCUGCCACAGUCACCUGUACAGUCCUGCAGGGUGGUUACUUCUGUCCAGACACACAGUGCGAGCUCAGCAGAAUGACACUGAGAACUGUGAUGUUGCCUCUGCUUAUCAGAAUUACUUUUGGAAGGGCUGCAUGCCAGGAGCAGAUGGAAACCUGUGCAAGGUGUGCAUUGGAGAUGGGGAGGUGGAAGGAGCUCGAGUGUCCAGCAGAUGUGCUGCGAGCCACAACGAACGUUACUAUGGCAACAUGGGAGCACUCAGGUGCCUAGUUGGCAAUCCCAGUGGAAGAAGCUUUGGAGAUGUAGCUUUCCUGGAACACUCAAACCUGCUCCAGAACAUAGAGGAUCUGGGCAGCUCUGGCUGGGCUAGAGGUUAUUCCCCCCUUGACUUUGAGCUCCUGUGCGCGGACGGAACGCGCGCGGCUGUCACAGAAUGGGCCGGCUGUAACCUGGGCCCGGUGCCCCCCAGCGCUGUCAUGACCCGCCCAGUCACUGUCACCAAAAUCUCUGACUUCCUGCUGAAAUCUCAGGUGGGACAGGAAUCUCUGGGAAGCAAACUGGAUUCUGAAUUCCAGCUCUUUCAGUCAUGGAAGUAUGGUGAAAGUGAUCUGCUUUUCAAGGACACCACUCAGUACCUUGUUCAUGCAAGUCACCUGAGCUAUCAGGAGAUCCUUGGAGAGUCUUUUGUUCAGCUGGCAGAAUCAGUGUUUAAUUGCACACCUGCAGGCAUCUUGGACUUCUGCAAACAGGAUAUCUGUGCAUCCUCAUCCAACUGACAGCUCAUACAGAGGCUUUGCAGGGCACAAAACAUCAGCAUCACUGCUGAGAACAAAGGAAAUGUGCAAAUCCAGCCAAUCCAAAGCAAUCAGCAAGGAGUCAUCUCCAGAAAUGUAUGCUGAACACCACCUUGUGGUUUUUGUUUUUUCCAGCAGAUUUUAUGUUUAUGAUGAUGUAAUACUACUCAUAUAUUAUCUUUUUCUUUUUUGGAGCAUGGCAGCAUGGGGAACAGCACAACCAACAGCACAAAACUAGGAUCAGCAUUGUGGAAAGAGCAGGGCCAGUACCAUGGACUAAAAUACAGACUUGGUAGGAGUGGCACAGGUUAGUUGGUAGCAUUUUGCCUUGUUUGUCUUAUAAACAGUUCCCAUGCAAAACCCCCAGUCAACUGACAUUUUGGUAGUUGCAACAUUGUCUUCCUGUACCUGUGAUUUUGGUUGCAGCUAGAUAGCCCCUGCUGAAUGCACAUCUAUAUUUCUUCUUUAACCAGUGUUUUUUUAGUAGUAAAUCAAAACAUUUUUCUCACAAAUAAAUGUAUUAAGACAUUUAAUAGCCAGCAGAACUGGAUGCUUGCAGCAGUGGAUAUUCCUCUUUGUCAAGACCUCCAACCAUUACUUUAUAUUGACACUUUGAAUUUGAGAUUCUCUGAAAUGUCAAAAUCCUCUCUAUCAAUUAAACACUACAAGUUUUACAAGCAGAAACUGCCUGAACAGGAUCUGAAGCCCUUUGAACAGAAAUCAUCUGUUCAUCAUCUGUGUCCUGUCUUGUCCCAGUAUGGUGACUGAGCCAAAUCCUCAGCUGUGUUUGCAGCCCUGAGGGAGCAGGGACAGAGCAGGAUGCUGGUUUGGGCCUCUCAGGUGUUCCUGCCUUUCUUUCCUGGAGCUUCCCUGCCAUCUGUGGGGCCCGUGGGACACUGCACUUGGGACAAGGCAGUUCUGAGAACACAGUGAAGAAAUGCAGCUGGCAGCCUUGCUUUGCCAACAGCAGCCUGCAGCUGACCAGGGAUAAAUGAAAAAUCUGGGUUAUACACAAGAUUUUAUGGGUUGGGAGGGCAGAGAUGUUGUUUUCAGACACAAACAUAACCAAUGCUUCCUGGGCCUUGUGGAUGAUCCUGUGGUGCAGCCCUGGGGUACAUGAACCAGCCUCAGCCUCGAAUCCCAGCUCUGAGCUGAGCAGGAGCUGUUUGUGCUCCUGCUCCUCUGCUUUCUGAAGAAAUGGAUGCUGCCCCAGUAUUCUGAACAGCAGCUGGGAUCAUGCCUAAUAUCUGCCAGGCUGGGAUGAAGGAGCACCAGAACUGCAGCUCUGUGUCUCAAUAACUCCCUGUUACCCAGCAGUGCUGAUCUCUUUGGAGAUUUCACCUUUCCCCCCUGCAUGUAAGACAUUAUCAUGCAUAUUUACCCAUACAAGCCUAAAGGCCUUAAAAACCUGAAAAGUUCUCAGAAAAAUUUAUUUCCAUAAAUUAAAAACACACACAAAAGAAACAGUAAAAUUUUAGAUUCACACAAUAUUGAACAGAAACAAAAUGCCAAGAGCAUGAUGGAGGCUAAUGGCACAAAUGUACAAAUUCUCAGUGAGCUAUUUGUUACCUUGAUAGCAUCAUACAGACUUGUAAUCCACAGUUACUAUCCAUAUUCUAGAAAAGCACCUGGAACAUGAUAUAACAAAGGCCCACCUGAAAUAAAAUACAAUGAAUGGGAACUGCUUGCAGGAACUCAGCUCCAGCAAGCACAGGAACUCAAAUGUAUGCAGACACAAGCCAGGCAGGCAAAUGCUGUACAUACAUUAAGGAGCCUUAGCUGCUCUAGUCAUAGCAUGAUGAAAACAAUGAGUUUUUUCUUCUUUUUUUUUUUUUUUUUUAAGUGAUCCUUCUAUCUCUGACAAUCAGCAAAUUUAGCAAAGAGCUGCUUGGCUCUACUAAGAGACAGGACAUGGCAAAAGCUUUGCAAUCCUUCUCAGGCUGUUCUGGCCAUCAGUUUGUGAUGUACUUUCCAUGGUGACACAAAAACAUCCCCACUGGAGUGGGUCCACUUAAUGAAAAGGCAAGUGUACACAUCCUUCUGCUAGAGAUGUAUGCAUGACCCCAAAAAUGAAUUCUCUACACUUUUUACUUUUAAUUAGCUGUGCCAGAAGCAGCUCAGAGUGGAACUGCCCAGCUUUUACCCAGUCACCACUCCCAGUGUACAAGCAGCAGCCACAAGGAACAGGGCUGUUCCACCAUGAGUGCUGUAAACAGAAACAGAGGUGGGAAAGGAAAAAACAAAAAAGUGCAUAAGCAGGACUGACACCUGUAUGCUGGGGAGGGGAAGAGAUGCUUGGUCUCCACUAGCUUACAUUGUCAUACAAACACUAAACUGAAAGAGAAUAAUGCUGUGUGUUUGGGUUUCCACAAACUGAGGCCAGGGAGAAGCUAAACAACUGCAACAUCAUUUUGUAACUCCCCCAAUUUCUGUAAACUGAAGAGUAUUUGAGUGUUUUUUUUUGCUCUGCUCUCUCCACUGUAGUUUGUAGGAAAAAAAGUUCAUAAAUCUUAUUUCAAUGCAAUCAGAAACAAGAGAGAACAGGGAAGAAAGUAAAAAAAAAAAACCACCCUAAACAAAACCCAACACAACCCAAAGGAAAAGGUUCAACACAUUCCAUGUUUUGAAGCACAUUGGAGUCUGAACUUCUCCUGGACCCAAGUCUCUUUCCCCCCCACCCCAAUCUAUUUCCUUGAAAGCCCCAGUAGGCUUAAUUACUUACAGCUUAAUUGGUCACUGGAAGCCUCCCAUAUUAAUAGAAGGUGAAUGAAUGCUCUGUAACAAUCCCAUUCUAUAGCACAAAUCCAUAAAAAUAUAUCUCUCACUCUUGUUACCACUUCCAACUAGUCAAUAAUUGGGCUAAUAAGCCAACAUAGGGAAACUUUCAAACAUUUUUUAGGAGGCAAUUGAUCUUUGUUUUUUAGGGAUUUCUUUUUACAAAAAUAAAGAGAAUCAAUUAGAAUGUUCUACAACAGCCCAGUAAGUUAACCAGAAAAAUACUAUGUCAAUAUGUUCAAAGUUUGCCUUGCUAUUUUAUCCUCAAACUCCAAACACUACUACUCUAAGUGUGCACUCCUCUCUUUUCUUCAGUCUUCCUGA
This is a messenger RNA of Zonotrichia albicollis (white-throated sparrow), 5549 nucleotides long. NCBI's taxonomy places the organism in Eukaryota, Metazoa, Chordata, Aves, Passeriformes, Passerellidae. The record is from RefSeq and is a predicted model, not a curated record.